AUGAAUGCAGAAGCCACAGAAGUCUUGCAACACUGCUCGCCUCUUCAGCGGACACGAACGUACAGGUGCUUAUAUAUCAAUAACGCCAUUGAGGAUGGCAAAAUCAUAGUUCCAGAGUUGAUAUACGAGUCCAAGUACACACCCAACACAGUCACAGCGCUUCUUCAGCAUGCGGAGGCGCGCAAAAAAUAUGCUUCAGGCAACCCCAUUGGCCGGAACAAGCGUCCUCUUCAAAGCAGACAGGCAUCCAUUCUGAGAAAGAGCGAUUAUAUAACACCAAUUUCCGCGCCCUCUACUUCUCCACAUCAGCGUCCAUUCCUUCCUAACAUCGGACGACCCGGUGCCAAACCUUUGUCUUCUGCCAGUGCGCAUAUCUCUAAGAUAGCAACUACAGCUAAGCAUGAAACUCCUGUGUCCCCGACACUCACUUCUACCCCACACUUCCUUGAAGCUAACCACAUUGUGCAGCUGACAUUCACUCCAGAUGGUACCCACAGUUCACAAGCGUUUUCACCAAGCAGGGUGGCUCCAGGAAGUCCUACUAUAAAGACCCCUAAGCAGUUCUUGGACGUUUCACCGCACAGCUCUAUUAAGUCCCACCUGAAAGACCGGCCAGAACACAGAGCUGAUCAAAACUCUUUAUUAGGCGCAGGGCACCUGCAUACUCCAGCCCCAUCUCGUGUACAUAGUCGCUUACAAGGUACCAAUUCUGCCCUUGGUGUUGCUCCAGACAAUAACAUUCCUUCAAAGUACAAGGGUAGCACAAAGGCUCCAAGUGUAGACCCAGGCUUUUCUGUCCGAAGUGUUGUUAAUGAUCUUUUAGCGUUGCCUACUCCUCAAAUACAUUGCACAUCACCCUCUCUUCGCAUGCGCUUUCUAAACAGUAACCAAUGA
This is a messenger RNA of Giardia duodenalis, 894 nucleotides long. RefSeq lists its product as uncharacterized. NCBI's taxonomy places the organism in Eukaryota, Fornicata, Diplomonadida, Hexamitidae. The transcript has a single exon. The record is from RefSeq and is a predicted model, not a curated record. Bases 1 to 894 code for a protein of 297 amino acids.